AUGGAGACAAGCAGAUUCAUCCCUGGGCCUUGGGAACCCUGCAGCAAAUCCUGUGGAGCGGGCGUACAACAUCGGACUGUCAAAUGCCAAGUGCUGCUGUCCUUUUCCCAAACUGUGGCUGACCUGCCUGACGACGAGUGUGAGGGGAUCAAACCAGCCCAGACUCAAACCUGCUACCGGACCCCCUGCUCCGGAGCCGAGGAGCCAGAGAACAACACGGAGAAGACUUUUAACAAGGAAGAACUACACGACUGGGAAUAUGAAGGCUUCACCCAGUGUUCAGAGAGCUGUGGGAGAGGUGUACAAGAGGCUAUUGUGAUCUGCCUGAACAAACAGACCAGAGAAGCAGCUGAUCAGAGCCUGUGCGAGAGCUCCAGAAGACCACCUCAGCUCCUCCAAGACUGCAACACUCAACCCUGCCCACCCAGGUGGGACACUGGGGAGUGGAGCUCUUGCUCUGCUACAUGUGGUGUGGGUCUAAUGACCCGCUCUGUGGCCUGCACACGCCGGCCUUUUCGGGGCAGUAACCACACGGAGGUUCUGAGAGCCGAGGACUGUCCGAGCCCCAAGCCCAGCCCUGUUCAAGCAUGCAACCGCUUCGACUGCCCUCCCAUGUGGGAUGCACGUGACUGGGGCAAGUGCUCGCGGAGCUGUGGUGGAGGAGUUCAGAGGAGGCAGGUCCUGUGCAAACAGCGCUUGGCAGAUGGCAGCAUUUUAGACCUGCCAGACACGUUCUGCCCGUCAAAGAGCCCUGUGACCCAGCAGGCCUGUGCCAGGCAGGACUGCCCUGCCAUGUGGGUCACCACCGAGUGGUCCCAGUGUUCAGUGACCUGUGGCACUGGCGUACAGAGGCUCCAGGCAGUGUGCCGGAAACAAGGAGAGGACGGUCGAUAUCGCACCAUUCAUCCUACAAACUGUUCUCAGAUCGCCCAUCCCAACAGCGUCAGGCCAUGCUCCCUCAGCCUCUGUGACAAUUCAAUCAAACCAGGUCCCACCAACCAACCCCCAAAGAAGGUUUACAUCCAGUGGCAAAAGGGUAAAAAGCUGCAGUUACUGGUUGGUGGCUACGCUUACCUGCUCCCCUGGACUCCUGUGAUCCUGCGCUGCCCGACUCGGCGCUUCCGGAAAGGGCACAUCCAGUGGUUAAAGGAUGGGAAACCUUUAUUCAGCCUCACUCACCUCUCCAUCACAUCUCUGGGAUAUGUCAAGAUUUACAAUUUACUUCCAUCUGACGCUGGAGUUUAUACCUGCCUUGAUGGUCAAACCUGGGAACAUUUAGUCUUGAAGAUAAUUGGAAGCAAGCAGAAACUGUCACUGUCAGAAGCUGCUGUGUCAAGGCUUAACGGACCUCAAAAACCGGGCCAGACUGAGCUUCCUAUUUCCUUAUUAAACCACUAUGACAACAUUGUGGAGCGCAUGAUACAACUCAAAGGAUCUGUCCAAGAUGUAAAAGAUUUUGAUAAACUUCAUUUAAGUGAAAAGAACAGAUCAACCUUGGAAGAUGAAAAAGAAAGUUUAGAGCACUCCGGCCCAGUUGUGCUUAUUGUUGAUAGCCACAAGCUAGAUGAGAUAAUGCACAGUCUGUCUGGGGAAGAACAGCUAGCCCACCUGCUUAAUGAGCUAACCAAGAUACACAGUGAAAGCAAUGAGUCAACCCAGUAUCCGGGAACAGCAACUCAAAAACCUCUCUAUUACAAUAUCAAAGUCCACACGCCAAGGCCAAGACGACCCGUGAUUAUCCAGCAGCCCAGAAGAAUAGGAACAGCGCCUUCUUCUUCUGAAAAAAUAGUGCAUGUAGGGUUGCCGGUGCUUUUGCAAAAACCAGUAGCAAGUCUGGAGCUGAAAUGUAAUACGUUGGGGAGUCCACCACCAAUCAUAAAAUGGACCAAGAAUGGAAAAGCACUAAACUACAAUGGCAGAGUAGUUGCUUUGCCCACCGGUUCACUAAAGAUACUAUUCCCAAACAAACAUGAUGAAGGGCUUUACACCUGCACCGCAAGGAACCGUCUUGGAACUGCCAAACUUUCAUCUUGGCUGCAAGUAAAUGUUGGAAAAGGAAGAAACUGUGCCCAAGGUCAGACAUGUGUGGAGCGGAGUAAUAGCAGUCAAAUGUUGCCACUGUGCACUGGUCAGGGCUGCUCAUUCAGGUGGCAGGUUGAACCGUGGUCUCAAUGCUCGUCUGCUUGUGGAGGAGGGUCCCAACGCAGGAGGGUGCGAUGUGUGACAGGUGCAGAUGACGGGGCCAAAGAAGUGGGGGUCCAUCACUGCACAGGACGCAGCCCCUCAAACACACGAUUGUGCAACAUGCUGCCCUGUGUCAGAUGGGCCACGACUCCUUGGGGACAGUGCCAUGGUCAGUGUGUAGGCUCAAGUCUGGCCACACAACAUCGCCAUGUUUACUGCCAGGACACAAACGGGACCAAAGUCUCCUAUAGGUUGUGCAGCAGACUUCAGAGGCCUAUCUCUGUGAGGAACUGCUCCACUGAUGCUUGUGCACUUCAGUGGAGGAUAGGUCCAUGGACACAGUGCACUGCCUCCUGUGGUCGUCAUGGUUUCCAGUCCCGGCUCGUCAGCUGUGUGCAUCGGCGGACUGGGGAAGGCCACGCGAGAACAUCACUGCAUGUGGAGGCCCCGCCCCUCCAGCUGGCAGAGGUGCAAUAUAUUGUCCUGUGGCAGAGGAGAGUGUCUGGACAGCACCAGAUAUUGUGAUAAGGUCCGACAGUUGGAGCUCUGCCCUUUGCCACAGUUUAAGAGCCGCUGCUGUGAGUCCUGCAGAAACACCUGAGACAUGAGACCGGAGAUGGACAAACUGGACUGGCCUAAGAAGAGACUGACCCCCAUAGUGUCACCACAACAGAAACGUGUGGACACCAUAAGGAGGGAGUCAUGUUCAUACCCACAUAACAGACAUGGCAGGGUAUGGAUUUGAGAUGGGCUGGUAAUGAAGGCUUCAAUUUUACUUAAAAGAAAAAAAAAAUCUCUCUCUACAUAUAUAUAUAUAUCAUAUGCCAGCAGCCAAAAAAGUUUGAAUAAUGAGAAUCAUGAACAUGUGGUAUGUACUUUUGAGCCAAAAUGAAACUAAAAAAGCAAUUUCUGCACCAGUUUUCCCAAUGGUGAAAAAAUUGAGUUUGAGUUUUAUAGCAGCACCUUACAUUCAUUGUGCGGUGUAAAAAUAAUACCACAUGUACAAUACAAGAAAAUAUAUUGAAUUUGAUGGGGGACCCCUGUGCUAAUCACUGGAUAUUUGCUUUUAUUGCAGCAGAUCCAAAUUUAUUGGUAACUGUUUUUAAUAGAUUGGAGAAAAAGCAGCUUAAACCUCUAAGUAGUAAAUGAGAAAUAAUGUUCACCUGGAAAAAAGCUCAUGGCUCAUUAAGGGUCGUUUAGCAGUGAAUGGUCGUUUAAAAUUCAUUUAGAUCACAGUUAUUUUAAUGGUUUUGGCCAAACAAAGACUAUGUUUGAAUUCAAUUGCUUUUGCAUGGGUUGCACUAAUCUAAUAUAGAGGAGUCUGACUGAAGCAAAUACAUUUCUUCUUCAUUUGAGGAAAAAGAGUGAGAGACUUUUUGCACUCAGAUCUCCUUUAUGCCUUUUGUUGAAAACAGGGCUUGGGAGGUGUUUUAAAACUCUGGUUUGUAAGUAAGUGUUAAGAUUUUAUUUUUGUAAGAUAUGUCUUAGAAAAACAUUUUAAGAAAUGUUUCUUUUAACCACUUAGUGACAUAGUGACGUAAUAGUCUUUUGCUGACAGACAUAUUCUUAGUUACAAUACAAAACAAUUUGGUAGAGAUCAACUUUAUGAUGGAUAAAAUUGAAAAAAUACCUGGCAGGCAAAAUUUGCACUUUUCUCUUUGAAUAUGUCUUGGAUGAGUUCUUACAUUGCAGUGAAGAGAGCACAAAGUAUAGCAGGAGGCUACUUGUCCUUUCAUUGAGUAAAAUGUUUUAUGUGAAAAACAUUGUUUAAAUGUAGAUAUUAUUUUGUUGUUGACUAUUUAUUUGAUUGUACGUUUUCAUGUAUAUAACUGUAAAUAUCAAAUGCCUGAGUAUUCAUAUCCCUGUAGAUUAUAUGGAUAUUAAUGUUAUGGGGACCCCUGCU
This is a messenger RNA of Boleophthalmus pectinirostris (great blue-spotted mudskipper), 4087 nucleotides long. RefSeq names its product ADAMTS-like protein 1. Bases 1 to 2709 code for a protein of 902 amino acids. Gene Ontology annotation, cellular component: extracellular matrix. Gene Ontology annotation, molecular function: metalloendopeptidase activity. Gene Ontology annotation, biological process: extracellular matrix organization. The record is from RefSeq and is a predicted model, not a curated record. The transcript has 13 exons. NCBI's taxonomy places the organism in Eukaryota, Metazoa, Chordata, Actinopteri, Gobiiformes, Gobiidae.